UAUAGCAGGAAUACUUAUCGCUUCGUGCUGUAAUAUAAACUUAUGUUAAGGAAACAGGUUAGUUAUUUAGUUCUCGGGAGUGUGGGCGAUGGGCCGUGCGCGUGCUAUGUAUGCGUUGUGUGUGUUAUGUGCGUUAUGGCGGGGCACGGCGAGCGUCGACUAUUGUCAACAACUUAGGCAAUCGAAUCUUGAAACUGGGCGAGGCAGCAAGAUCCCCGAGCGCGCGCUAUCGAAGGAUGGCAUGCCGAAUAUACUCAAGCUAUGCGCGCACGACUCUGUGCCGACAGCGGCACGGGCGAUUAUGCGCGCGUUGCUGGUGCAUGGACUACGAUAUCGCGAGCAUGAGAUCGUGGAAGAAGAGUGCUCGCUGCUGCAGCUACAAAGGCUUAUAGAUACAUACGACAAUAAAUACUUCGUACUGAGCGUGGCGACAGCAUGGCGGAACGAAGGCACCUCUAGAGCUCAGUGUAUCGAUGGAGCCUGCGGGCUCGCGGGCUCCCGUCUCGACGUACUCGGCCGCGGUGCGGUGCCCGCCGCCCGACGUCUACUCGCGCGCCUGGCGCCCGGGGCCCCAUUCCAUUGUCUGCAGAACUGGGAGAAGCUACGAGCUCCUGAAUGUGGAUUUAUUGAUGACUUCGUGCCUUAUAGAAAACCUUGCAGCAAGUCGCCGAAAAUCGCGUGCUCUGGCGAAUGUGUGACGGUGGCGAUAGAAGCGGGCGACUAUGAAGAAGAACAAUGUAAAUUAGCACAAGAACUAGCCGAAGUAGCUGAACUACCACUGCGUCUAACUUAUUCUUUUAAUUAUUUGAUACCAGAGCGCACCAACAGCUCGUACCUCUUAUUUGACUUCGAUAUUUUGAUUGAAAAUAAUGAGCGAAUAUGGCCUGCACCUUCUCACCCUAACUUCACCUUGCCGGAUGCAGUUUCUUUGUCAUUAGGAGAUGUUCGCACACUACUACGUUUUGCUCCUCCAGUUCUGAGUCUCGCGUAUCGCUUCCAGCCACCAGCUUCGAUGCUGCGUCGAGUCCUAGCCAAUAGCAUAAAACUUGGAAUUGAUACAGCGGCUUGUGAAGCAAUCGUCGAUUCCGACAAGUAUCAAGACCUCGCCCGGUCCUGGCUCUCAUGCAACGACACCUUUUGCAACAUGAAACCUAUCGUGCUCAUCUACGUGUGUGAAGCGGACGAAAAUAUGGACACGCGCUAUGAAGCUAUCAGAAAAAUAGCACAAAGCCACUGGUUCAACACAACCAAUCGAACUAGUUUUUUGAGUCUGGAGUACAUGACGAUAGACUGCUCGGAAACCGAUGCAGUGCAAAACGAUUUGCAUAAUUUUAUGACAAACUACGAGUUUAAGAGCUUGCGUGGUGUUGUGGCUAUGGGGUCAGGGGGAGCGUCGUCGCUGCCGGAGUUCGCGAGGGACAUGGCAUACGUGCCGUUGGUGCUGGUGGCGCCGCCCCCGAGCGGCGCGGACCUGGCCAGCGCGCGCAGCACUGCUCCGUCCGCGUCGGCGCUGGCGUCGGCGGUGCGCGCCCUGCUGAGCGGCUGCAGCUGGCGGCGCGUGGCACUACUUAGAGAAGAGGGUCGAUGCGAUAUAUGGAAGCGGUCUCUGGGAGUAGCGGAGGCGUUAAACGAGCAAGAUCUUGUACCAUAUCAGGACAUAGUGCAAGCGGACAACGCGACGGACGCACUUGACGAGCUGCAAGCGCAAGACGCGCGCGUCGUUGUGAUAGACGCUAGUGCGGACACGGCAAAGAACGUUCUGGCAACAGCGCAAGAACGGGGACUCACGAUGAAAGCUGGCUAUGUGUGGAUCGUCGUCGGCGCUGCGGGAAACUCUUCCAAUUCAGACUGGCUGCCGACCAACUCAGAGUUCUCUUACCUGACCGUAAGCGGUGGCUGGCGCGGCGGGCCCGCGCCAAACGGACUGCUCGGCUCCUCGACUCUACGCGAUGCUUUAGGCAAUCAAUUCCAAAGAUGGCCGCCGCAUACGUCGGCGCUCGUUGACGCCAUACUGCUAAUGCUUGAAGGCACGGCGCGAUUGGAAGAGCGGUAUCCGGAGCACAGAGAUGAUCCGCAUCGCCCCGACGUGGCCAGGAAAUUCUCAGAGAUUCUCGACAGCAUCACAGUGCCGGGCGUGACUCAAGAUAUACACGCGAAUUCUACUCCUGCCGUCUUCGCACACCGCUGGACGUCGGAAGGUGUGCAGCUUAUGGCUGCGUGGGAUGGUGUGAAGAAAAUACAUAUUGAUAAAGAGCAACUGUGCGGCGCCGUGCUCGACGGCCCCGGCUGCUACACCACACGUUCCGGCAGUCGCUUCACCCCCCACUGCCAUGAUUUCGCAUGGGCUGUCCUAGCCUGUGCGCUGGCGUUCGGGCUGCCAUCUCUCUACGCCGCCCACGUCGCACGCCGUCGCCGUCUUCAGCGCCGAGACCGCGCCAUAGAAGAGCGGGUUUUGCUCCGCGGCGGCCACUCCGCCGCCGAAGCCGCCGCCGGCGCCGCUUUAGCUGAACACGCCGUUCCUCGCGAUGCCUUGCAAUUGCUGGAUGAGUUGGGCACUGGGCACUAUGGGGUUGUACAUCAGGCGGUGUUGCGCCGCCCAACGAGAGCUGCGCUUGGAGUUGCUGUCAAGGCGCCACGAGCAGAUGCGCCUGUUGGUGCGGCUGCUGAGUUACUUCGUGAAGCAGCACUUCUCGCGACUCUGAAACACGACCAUGUAGUGCGUUUCACAGGCGUGUGCUGGGAGGGCGGGCCUCUAGUCCUAAUGGAGCAUGCCUUCUACGGCGACUUGCGGCGGUACCUACGCGCCCGGCGCACUCUAGCUGAGCGCGCCCGCGCCGGCCUCCCGGAGCCGGAGGCGGCGCACGUAGCGGCGGCGGCGUUGACGAGACUAGCCCGUGAAGCGGCGGCGGCGUUAGGGUAUCUAGCGCAUCAGCGGCUGGUACACAGGGACGUUCGCGCCGCCAACUGCUUGGUGGACGUCCGUCGGUCUCUGAAAUUGGCCGAUUUUGGGAUGGCGCGACGGUUAGAUAAACCAGGGAAGAGAGAAUACUUAUGCAAGCGACGCGCCAUGUUUCCAGUGCUAUGGAUGGCGCCAGAAUCCCUCUCUCGCGGCGUUUUCUCAGCGGCCAGCGAUGUCUGGGCACUAGGCGUGCUGCUACUGGAACUAGCCACGCUGGGCGAGCGGCCGUACGGCGCGUGGACCACACCUCGAGUUCUACGCCAUGUGCGUCAAGGCGGCGCACCACCGCUGCCACAAGACGCCGCGCCUAGCACACGCGGCAUAACAGCGGCUUGCUGGCACCGUUCGCCCGAGGAACGACCGACGGCUGCCGAACUAGUCGCCUAUCUCGCCGAUCAUCCUCGCGCCAUACAGCCAGCGUUAGAACCAUACGCCGAUGCCGAUAUAAACGCAGACGUCGCUCCGGAUACAGAUGUUUACAUUGACGAGUGGACUGUUAACUAAUAUGCACCUUACCUACUAGAAGUGCAAUGUGCGAAAUGAGGGAAAUAUAAGUGACGAUAGCGCACGAUUCGGUAAAAAUGUGUAGACAUUUUCAUACUAGGUAUCUAACAGUAGUAAACAGCCAAAUAGCUAAUGU
This is a messenger RNA of Cydia pomonella (codling moth), 3599 nucleotides long. RefSeq lists its product as uncharacterized. The record is from RefSeq and is a predicted model, not a curated record. Lineage: Eukaryota; Metazoa; Arthropoda; Insecta; Lepidoptera; Tortricidae. Gene Ontology annotation, cellular component: signaling receptor complex. The transcript is spliced from 15 exons. Gene Ontology annotation, molecular function: transmembrane receptor protein tyrosine kinase activity; ATP binding. Bases 89 to 3463 code for a protein of 1124 amino acids. Gene Ontology annotation, biological process: multicellular organism development; positive regulation of kinase activity; protein phosphorylation.